CCAAGAGAUGUCGCAAAAAUUUUUUUUAUUAAUUUGAUUUUACAGUUGUAAACAUAGUUUUAAAUAUAUUUUAAAUUACUGUCAUUAAUUACAAUAAUAGUUAAAAAUUUUUUUCUAAAAUCGAUAAUAUUGAUAUUGACAAAUUGACACCUGUAGUGAAAAUAAAGGUUAUCUUAUAGAAAACCAAAAUGGCUGACUUUAUAUAAGUCACCAUAGAAAUUUUAAUAAAAAAAAAAGAGAAAAAUAAUUAUCCCAUAAAAAUAUUUAUUAAUUUAAAUUGUUUGUAAUGAUGGCCAGUAAAGGAUGGAAGAUUGUUCAAGCCCAUGUGCCGUUAAUUAAAUUUCGUAAAGGUGGAACAAGCAGAGUUGUCAGUGGAGCAACUGCCACUCCAUCUGCAACAUCAGCAGGGACGUCGUCGUCUGGAAAAAUUAGCGGUGCUACGGGACCUAAUGUGAUACCAUUACCAAUUAUUGAUGAUUUACAAUUACCACCUCGUUUUCAUAGACGAAGAAUAGAUGAAAAGGAAAUUGAAUAUAUUAAUCGUGGUGGUCCAGAGUAGAAAUUAAAAAAAAAAAAUUAAUUAGGACUUUUUAAAAAUUAUGAAUGAUACUAUAAAAGUAUUGUACAGAAGCAAAAGUUUAUUCAUCUUAUAAAAUAUAAUAUAUAGUAUUCUCGAA
Molecule: messenger RNA, 677 nt
Organism: Leptopilina boulardi
Lineage: Eukaryota; Metazoa; Arthropoda; Insecta; Hymenoptera; Figitidae
Product: alpha-ketoglutarate dehydrogenase component 4
Exons: 4
Coding region: 287-559 (90 amino acids)
Biological process (GO): 2-oxoglutarate metabolic process
Source: RefSeq, a predicted model, not a curated record